This is a messenger RNA of Hibiscus syriacus, 611 nucleotides long. Its product is annotated as amino-acid permease BAT1-like. Gene Ontology annotation, cellular component: membrane. Bases 80 to 481 code for a protein of 133 amino acids. Lineage: Eukaryota; Viridiplantae; Streptophyta; Magnoliopsida; Malvales; Malvaceae. The transcript is spliced from 2 exons. Gene Ontology annotation, molecular function: L-lysine transmembrane transporter activity; L-alanine transmembrane transporter activity; gamma-aminobutyric acid transmembrane transporter activity. The record is from RefSeq and is a predicted model, not a curated record. Gene Ontology annotation, biological process: gamma-aminobutyric acid transport; transmembrane transport.
UAAGAUCGUCUUAAGUUGCUUUCUUAAAUAAUUCUAUUCAGAGAACAGAACGCGGUUCACAACUAAAUUUCUUACCAAAAUGGAAACUGGAAUCGGAGCCAGUGCAGAUUCAGCACCAAAUCUACCUCUCCUUGUCCACGACGGAGAACCGAAUGUCUCCGACGACGCUCGCCUGAACCAGCUGGGUUACAAGCAAGAACUCAGCCGCAGUCUCUCGGCGAUAGCAAACUUUUCAGUGACGUUAUCCAUCAUAUCGGUGCUCACGGGACUCACCACGAUGUACGGUACAGGAUUGGCCUUCGGUGGGCCUGUUACGAUGGUGUACGGAUGGCCCAUCGUGGGCGUUUUAACUAUGAUGGUGGGUCUGGCGAUGGCAGAGAUUUGCUCUGCUUAUCCUACUUCCGGCGGCCUAUAUUUUUGGAGUGCCAUGUUGUGCGGCAAUCUGUGGGGUCCUAUGGCUUCCUGGUUCACCGGUUGGUAAGUUCCCGUUUAAUUUCCGUCCAUUUUUGUUUGUCUUGCCGUUUAACCUUUUCCAUUCACUGUUUGGACCAUGCAUUUUCUCUGUUUUGUUUUCUGUUGCUUUGGAUUCCUACCUUAUCUGUCACAUGCAC